AUGAGUCGAGUGUGUUAUUUCUAUGAUCAAAAUGUUGGAGAAUUUGAUUAUGGAUUUGGACAUCCAAUGAAACCAUUAAGAAAUAAAUUAGUACAUCACUUAAUUAUGGAAUAUGGAAUAUACAAACGACUAAAUAUUUAUAAACCAUGGAGAGCAACAAAUGAACAAAUGGAAAUGUUCCAUUCUAAAGAAUAUAUUGAUUUUUUACAAAGAGUUACACCAGAAAUGGCAUUACAACCUCAUUUUAAAAAGUCAUUAGAAGAAUUUAAUUUUACAGAUGAUUGUCCAGUUUUUGAAGGAUUAUAUCCAUUUGUUCAAACAGUUGUAGGAAGUUCAUUAGGAUGUGCUAUGAAAAUUAAUGAAAGAGCAGCAGAUAUUUGUGUAAAUUGGUCAGGAGGAUUACAUCAUGCAAAGAAGUCACAAGCAUCAGGGUUUUGUUAUAUUAAUGAUAUUGUAUGUGCUAUAUUAGAAUUACUUAAAGUUCAUUCAAGAGUACUUUAUAUUGAUAUUGAUCAUCAUCAUGGAGAUGGAGUUGAAGAAGCAUUUAAAGCUACAAAUAGAGUAAUGACAUUUUCAUUACAUAAAUAUGGAGAUAAUUAUUUUCCUGGAACAGGAGAUGUAGAUGAAGUUGGAAUUGAUGAAGGCAAGAAUUAUAGUAUUAAUGUACCAUUAAAAGAUGGAAUUAAUGAUGAAGGAUAUCACAGAUUAUUUUAUCCAAUAAUAGAUAGAAUUAUGGAAGUUUUUCAACCAAGUGUAGUUGUAAUGCAAUGUGGAGCAGAUAGUUUAAAUGGAGAUAGAUUAGGAUUUUUUAAUUUAUCAAUUCAAGGACAUUGUGAUUGUAUGAAAUAUGUUAAAAAAUUUGGACUUCCAAUGAUUCUUGUUGGAGGAGGUGGAUAUACUGUAUCUAAUACUGCAAGAUGUUGGUGUUAUGAAACAGCAGCAGCUUGUGAUUUAAAUAUUCCUGAUCAAAUUCCAAUUAAUGAUUAUUUAGAAUAUUAUGUUCCUGAUAUGAAAAUCACUAUUUCUACAAAUCCACAAAUGAAAAAUUGUAAUAGUAGAAAUUAUAUUGAAGAUAUAUUAAAUAAAGUAAUGGCAAUUCUCGAAGAAGUAGGAAAUUCUAAUUUACCUAUUGUUCAAUUUACUAAUCCACCUCGUAUUGAUGAACAUACAAUAGAAAUGGAAAUAGAUGAAGACCAACAAGAUUUUAAUGAUGUUUCUAAUGGAUUUAUUAGAGAUAUACCAUUAAAUAUAGAUUCAGAUGAAGUAAUAAAGAUGUACACUGAACCAUUACCAAUUUAUCCAAAAAGUAAGUUAUUCUGUACUGAAAAUUUCAAAGAAUUUGAAUAA
Entamoeba histolytica HM-1:IMSS is the source of this 1347-nucleotide messenger RNA. RefSeq names its product histone deacetylase, putative. Lineage: Eukaryota; Evosea; Mastigamoebida; Endamoebidae. The transcript has 2 exons. The record is from RefSeq and is a predicted model, not a curated record. Gene Ontology annotation, molecular function: histone deacetylase activity. Bases 1 to 1347 code for a protein of 448 amino acids.